Columba livia (rock pigeon) is the source of this 2063-nucleotide messenger RNA. It is a transcript of the gene PDC, whose product is annotated as phosducin. Bases 385 to 1134 code for a protein of 249 amino acids. Gene Ontology annotation, biological process: regulation of G protein-coupled receptor signaling pathway. The record is from RefSeq and is a predicted model, not a curated record. Gene Ontology annotation, cellular component: photoreceptor outer segment. NCBI's taxonomy places the organism in Eukaryota, Metazoa, Chordata, Aves, Columbiformes, Columbidae. The transcript has 4 exons.
CUUCUAAAUCAGCAAAUUUUUGCCCCACAAAGGUUGCAGUUCAUCUGACACAUCAUAUGCUGUUAAAAUUAUGCAAAAGGAAAACUUGCCAGCGGUAGCAAUGCAGCUGGUGUCCUGGAAGGUCCGUUGGGUACUUACUUAGAACUAAGGGACACAAACGGCUUUUGUGAUGACGUUUAUUAUCAUGUUGCCAUCGCUGGACACCAUCCUGCAUUGCUAAGUGCUGCUUCUGACCUCUGCGAUCCAUGGUGCUCUUUGCCUGACUCAGGCUUGAGAAGGUUAUGUUAACAGAUGACCUUAACGAACUUCUAAAAGACAGCACUGUCGGCCAACUAAUUAUCAUCGAACCACCGAAUCCCAGCAUCUUCUACUCCAGCCACCAAAAUGGAAGAAAAUGCCAACACCAGCUUCGAAGAAGAUUUUGAAGGACAAGCGACACACACAGGGCCCAAAGGUGUGAUCAAUGACUGGAGGAAGUUUAAACUAGAAAGCAAAGAUAGAGACUCUCUAUCUUUGAGCAAGAAAGAAAUUCUUAGACAAAUGUCUUCACCACACAGAUCUUUCAGUAAAGAGGAUAAAGACACCAGAGAGAGAUUCUGCCGCAAGAUGAGCAUGCAGGAGUAUGAAUUAAUUCAUGAUGAGCAAGAAGAUGAAAGUUGCCUACAAAAAUACCGCAAACGCUGCAUGCAGGAUAUGCACCAGAGGCUGAGUUUUGGGCCAAAAUACGGUUAUCUGUGUGAGCUGCAGAACGGGGAACAGUUCCUGGAAGCUAUCGAGAAAGAACAUAAAACCACCACUGUCAUCGUCCACAUUUAUGAAGACGGCAUCAAGGGCUGCGACGCUCUCAACAACAGCUUGACCUGCCUGGCGGCCGAGUACGCCACCGUCAAGUUCUGCAAGAUCAAGGCCUCCGACACGGGGGCUGGCGACCGCUUCUCCAACGACGUGCUGCCCACUGUCCUCGUCUACAAGGGUGGGGAGCUCCUGAGCAAUUUCAUCAGCGUUUCUGAACAAUUCAAUGAGGAGUUCUUUGCUGGGGAUGUGGAGUCUUUCCUAAACGAGUAUGGGCUGCUACCCGAAAGGGAGCUUCCAGCACUGGAUAACGGCAACGCGGACGAGCAAGAUGUUGAAUAGCUAGAGCGCCGUAGUCCUCGCUGUCUCCCUUCCCUCUUCAGUGUGGUGUAAAUCAAUCUCAGUAACACCCGCCUCAUUUAGAGAAGGCUGCCUUUGCUAACUUAUUUGUAAGAUACACAUAUGUAUACAUUGCUUAACUGUUAGUAUGUGAAUUUUAUUUAAAACAUAUACGACUGGCAGUCCUGUACAUAAUUAUUGCUAUGCCAGCUGCAAGUAAUAAGCACAGGAGAAAAUACUGGUGGUGUUUAAAAAUACAAGGAAAAAUAAAAAAUGAGGGCAAACGUGUAUCUCCAUUAAGCACAAGGAGAACUGAAUUCCAACAGGAACAGGAUGGAUCCAUCCCUCUGUAUACACAAAAAGCCAUCUCCAUGCUCCGGAGUUACGGACAGCCCUGGCUCUGCAGAUUCACAUCUACUGGGUUCAGUAGGAACACGAUUUCAUCUGGCGCUUUUAAGGACAAACAAACAGCCCGAUGUCCUUGCACUCCUGAAUGGCUUAGGUACCUAGGAUGUUAUUUUAUGCUUCUGCAUUUAACUUUUAGUAUUCAUGAAAAUACGGAUGUUAGCUCAGCGCUUUGGUAAGUUUGCCAUCCAAACAGCUAGCACAGACACAUUAUCAGCUAAUUGUUGCUCCAUAUUUUGAACAGUGAUUUUUAAAAUGUCUGGGAGUUACUGAGGAAGUAUAUUGUGCUUAUGUAAUUUCUCUGAAUAAAGCUUAACAGCUCUCAAAACCUGCCAUUAGAAGUGUGAGAUACAUUGGGAAUAUUUAAUCUUAAAAACAUCUGGAAUAUUAGUAAACACUCAUUAGACGUUUACUAAACUCAAAGUGUUGAGUUUUGCUAAAGGGAUGCUGCUGGGUAGUACGAUUUAAUAAUCUGUUUGAGAAGAUGACACAGGGUAAACUCACUUUAAAACCUCCUUUCUCUGUAG